Ordospora colligata OC4 is the source of this 747-nucleotide messenger RNA. Its product is annotated as putative subunit p30 of RNase P/RNase MRP. The transcript has a single exon. The coding region runs from base 1 to 747 and encodes 248 amino acids. Lineage: Eukaryota; Fungi; Microsporidia; Ordosporidae. The record is from RefSeq and is a predicted model, not a curated record. Gene Ontology annotation, molecular function: RNA binding. Gene Ontology annotation, biological process: tRNA processing. Gene Ontology annotation, cellular component: nucleolar ribonuclease P complex.
AUGUAUUAUGAUGUGAAUGUGAGUGAAGAUUAUUGUACAGAUGAAGUGAAAGGGCUUGAGGAAAGCGAAUAUCAGGGAUUUUGUGUUUGUAAGAAAGUGAAGGCAGGUGAGUUUAAUCGACUGUUAUGGAAACCGAAGGAUCUUGGAGUUAAGAAUGGAUGGUAUAGUAGGAUUGAGUUGGAGUUUGCUGAAGGAGAGGCAAUCAACUAUGAUCAGAAGAAGGCGAUGAAGAGUGAUGUGUUUGUAGUAAGGAUUGGAGGAGCUGAAGGGCUUGACAAGCUGAUAAAGCUGCAGCCUGACAUGAUUAGUUUUGAUUAUUCAAGCCCGGUGCUUCGACUGAAGUCUGGAUUGGUAAAAACAGCAAUGAAGGAGAAUAUUUUUUUUGAGAUUCCAAUAAGGGAGGGACUUUAUGGAGUUGAGCAGAAGGUGAUGUGGAUGAGGAAUGUGCGUAAACUGCUUUUUGUUACGAAGGGAAAGAAUGUGGUUGUGAGUAGUGGAGCAAAGAGGCUGAGUGAGUUGAAAAGAGUUAAGGAUGUGAUUUUGAUGUUACAAACGUUUGGAUUGAAGAGAAAGCGUGCUGAACAAGUGUUAUGCAAUUCUAAAAGGCUACUUGAGCAUUGUGCAAUGAGAAGGCAUUGCCACAAAGGGAUGGUUGUGACUAGUGUUGAUGAUGGAGCAUUAAAAAGAGAUUUUUUGAUGAAGAAGUAUGGAUGGUUGAUGGAUAAAGGAAGAAUAAAGGAAGUGUAG